AUGGAUAGUCUUCGUUUGCGUGGUAUUAUAGUGAAACUGCAAGAUCGUCUUAGUAAUGAUGAUCGAAAACGUUUACAUUUCUAUCUUGGCAAUGAUGUACCACGACGAAUUCGAGAUGAUGCAUCACUUUCUGGAACUCUUAGUCUUAUGGAUUCUCUUUUCGAUCAAGAUAAAAUUAAUGAAAAAGAUUUUACUUUUUUAAUAAAUGCAUUUAAUGAAAUUCAAUGUAUUGAUGCGGUGAAAUUAUUGAGAGAACAUUUAAGACAAAUUCAAUCUAAUGGACUAAAUUAA
Molecule: messenger RNA, 291 nt
Organism: Rotaria sordida
Lineage: Eukaryota; Metazoa; Rotifera; Eurotatoria; Philodinida; Philodinidae
Source: the annotation of a GenBank genome assembly